UAUUUCUCUCCGCGACAGCCAUUGUGGCCCUUCACACUUGCGCCUAUCUAUUUUCCUCCGAUGCACGCCGGGUGCGUAUGGAGAUAACUUACGCCUCCUCCAGUUCUAGCGACCUCACCUCCGUCGCCGCUUCCACCUCCGGAUCCUCCAUGCCGACAUCCGGCGUCCGACCAGUUAAGAUCAUUCCUCUGCAACACCCUAACGCGACGUCGUCUUCCUCUCUUUCCUCUUCUCUGCCUUGUGCUCUUUUCUCUCGCUGGCUGACCAAAAUGAAACAUAUGUCUUUAGCUCAAUGGAUUGAGACUUUCUUGCCUUGCUACCGUUGGAUUAGGACUUAUAAAUGGCGCGAGUAUUUUCAGGUUGAUCUUAUGGCCGGUAUCACUAUCGGUAUUAUGCUCGUGCCGCAGGCAAUGUCUUAUGCUAAGUUGGCUGGGCUUCAACCAAUUUAUGGACUAUACUGUGGUUUUGUGCCAGUAUUUGUGUAUGCCGUAUUUGGGUCAUCUCGGCAACUGGCAACUGGUCCUGUGGCAUUGGUUUCUCUCCUAGUCUCUAACGUUUUAAGUGGAAUUGUUGAUUCAUCUGAUGAGUUAUACACGGAACUUGCUAUACUAUUGGCACUAAUGGUUGGAAUUCUGGAAUGCAUCAUGGGGCUUUUGAGGCUUGGAUGGAUUAUACGCUUCAUUAGUCACUCUGUGAUUUCUGGCUUCACAACUGCAUCAGCCAUUGUGAUUGCAUUAUCUCAAGCAAAGUACUUCCUGGGAUAUGAUGUUGUACGAAGCAGCAAGAUUGUGCCAUUAGUAAAGAGCAUAAUAUCUGGAGCGGAUAAGUUCUCGUGGCCUCCUUUUGUGAUGGGAUCUAGCAUUCUUGCUAUACUUUUGGUCAUGAAGCACUUGGGAAAAUCAAGAAAGCAAUUUAGAUUCCUUCGAGCAGCAGGACCCCUCACAGCAGUCAUUUUGGGUACAACUUUUGUGAAAAUUUUUCACCCAUCUUCUAUUUCUUUGGUAGGAGAGAUACCCCAGGGUCUCCCAAGCUUCUCCAUUCCUAAAGGAUUUGGGUAUGCAAAGUCUUUAAUCCCCACAGCAAUGCUUAUUACUGGUGUAGCCAUAUUGGAAUCUGUGGGGAUUGCAAAAGCUUUAGCGGCAAAGAAUGGUUAUGAACUGGAUUCAAAUCAGGAGUUGUUUGGCCUUGGUAUAGCAAAUAUCAUGGGCUCAUUUUUUUCAGCAUACCCUGCAACAGGUUCCUUUUCUAGGUCAGCCGUAAGUAAUGAAAGUGGGACAAAAACUGGCUUAUCUGGAAUUAUUACUGGCAUCAUCAUGGGCUGUGCUCUUCUAUUCUUGACUCCAUUAUUUGAAUACAUUCCCCUGUGUUCUCUGGCUGCAAUAGUAAUCUCUGCUGUGAUGGGCCUGGUGGAUUAUGAAGAGGCCAUCUUCUUAUGGCGUGUAGAUAAGAAAGAUUUUCUUCUAUGGACCAUUACUAGUGCUACAACAUUGUUCCUUGGCAUUGAGAUUGGUGUCCUUGUUGGGGUUGGUGUAUCAAUCGCUUUUGUUAUCCAUGAAUCAGCGAAUCCACACAUUGCUGUAUUGGGCCGUCUUCCUGGUACCACUGUUUACAGAAACAUCCAACAGUAUCCAGAAGCAUAUACUUACAAUGGAAUUGUGAUGGUUCGCAUUGAUGCACCAAUCUAUUUUGCCAAUAUAAGUUACAUAAAAGACAGACUAAGGGAAUAUGAACUCAACGUUGACAAAUCUACCAAACAUGGACCGGAAGUUGAAAGAAUUUAUUUUGUGAUUUUGGAGAUGUCACCUGUUACAUAUAUAGACUCCAGUGCUGUACAAGCUUUGAAAGACUUGCAUCAGGAGUAUAAAUCACGGGAUAUCCAGAUUGCUAUUUCCAAUCCCAACAGAGAAGUUUUGUUGACCUUAUCAAAAGCUGGUCUUGUAGAGCUCAUCGGCAAGGAAUGGUACUUUGUGAGAAUGCAUGAUGCUGUUCAAGUUUGCCUUCAGCAUGUUCAAAGCAUAAGCCAAGAACCCAGGCACCCGGAUUUAUUACCUGUCGAUAAGCCAGGUUUCUUCCAACGGUUAUUGAAACAAAGAGAGGAGGAUUUAUCAGUUGCGAAGUUGGAGUCAGGCAAUAAUUCUGACUCUCAACUGGAGCCAUUGUUGUCUCGGAAGUCAUGAAAUUGACUUAUUUUUUCAACAAAUAAACUACUGCCCAUUUUUAUCAAGGCAACCGCUUAUACAUAUUUGCAAGGUUUGAUUAUUUUCUUGUAAUUGUAAUCCAUUGUUGUAACAUUUAUCCAUUGUUGUAACAUUUCAUUAUGAUGUAUCAUUUGAUUUUUCAAGCUAGUUAGCUAUGAUUGUUGUAGAAUAAACAAAGUUUACUUUCUGCUAUGGAAAUAUUCAUUUCUCAUUA
Molecule: messenger RNA, 2412 nt
Organism: Hevea brasiliensis (rubber tree)
Lineage: Eukaryota; Viridiplantae; Streptophyta; Magnoliopsida; Malpighiales; Euphorbiaceae
Product: sulfate transporter 4.1, chloroplastic
Exons: 17
Coding region: 78-2177 (699 amino acids)
Biological process (GO): transmembrane transport
Cellular component (GO): membrane
Source: RefSeq, a predicted model, not a curated record